UUGACUACUCAGACGUUGGUUGAAGGAAGGCGUUGCUGAAGCGAAUUAGUGAGGAAAGGGAAAAUGGCGGACCUCGAAGACGUUACACUGGACGGGAGGCCGCUACAAUCUCUACGGGUGGCGGAUUUGAAAGCUGCUUUGGAGGAGCGGGGGCUUCCCAAAAGCGGACAGAAAAAUGCUCUCAUUAAGAGGCUCAAAGGGGCUCUCAUGCUGGAGAACCUCCAGAGAACCUCACACCAUCACAUAGGACUGCAGCCAAACUCCCAGAUUGGUGAAGAGAUGAGCCAGAAUAGCUUCAUUAAGCAGUAUCUGGCCAAACAGCAGGAACUCUUGAGGCAGCGUCUUGAGAAAGAGGCCCGGGAAGCAGUCGAAGAUGAUGAUACAGACCAAGAGGACCACUCACAGGGCAAUAACAGCUCUGCCUGUGCUGCCCCAGACCAGGAUGAUGUACCCGUGUUGGUUGACCAGCACAAGCCACUUGGCCCCUCCGAGGGAGAGGGACUAGCAGGCCCCGCAAGCGAGGGAGAGGGACACAGGGCCAAAGACGGCCAUGUGUCUGGUCCACCUGCCUCUACCUUGCCUACCUCUGCCCCUGCUGCCGUUGCCUCUCUGUCUGUGUGUGUAGCUGAUGGUGAGCAGCGCCCGGAGAGAGUCCCAACCUCUAGCCAAGUCCCAGCAGAUAGCGAUGAUGACAGCGACGGAGGUGACGAGGAUGGCGAGGAUGAGGACUGGGAUAGCGGUGCCAGGAGGAGGAAUCUAGGAGAGCCACCAAGAGGCCAGCUAGCAAGAGAGAGGUCUGAAGGAUCCCGCCAACCCCCACAGCACAUCCCCCCCCUGUUGUCUCCGCAGCUUCGACAGCCUACCCCUCCUCCCUCCCCUCCCCCAGAGUUAUCAUUCCCACUGCCUGAUACCCCUAAACAAAGCCCCCCUAGUCCAGGUGAGCUCCCGGCUAGGCAGCGUACUUCCAGUACCUCCAGCUCUGGCUCCUCUAGCAGUGGCAGUCGUAGUAGCAGUCCAGAACCACAAAGCAACGCAGAGCGCAAGCCUGGCCCACUGACCCUGCUGGCACGCAAGAUGGCAUCAGAAGGCGCUUUCUCUGGAGUUGGGUGGCAUGAACGUGGGGAGGCAGAAAGGCAGGACAACAAUGCUGCAACUGCAACAAUAUUUCCUGGUAGAGGUCCUCAAGAGGGCACAGUGUCUGCCAUCACCCACACAGCCAAUGCUGCAGCCAGUUUGCCCUUCCCCAGUCUGAUUCCAGUUACCAACCAGGGUGUCCUUGGAGGCCAUCUAUCCCACAGUCAAGUUCCUGUGAGUGUGCUUAGGCCCACUAUAAUGGAAGAGAGAGAUUCUGCAUGGCAACAAGAAAACAAGGAAAGGGAGCUGCAGGCAGAGAGCGAAAGAGAUAAGGCCCUUGAGCAAGAGAGACUUAGAGCCGUGGAGCUGGAAAGACAGGGAAUAUUUGAGCAACAGCGUGCCAUGGAGCAAGAGAGGGAAAGAGCUUUGGAACGAGAGAGGGAGAAAGCCUUGGAGGCAGAAAGGAAGGAGAGGGAAAGAGCUUUGGAGCGAGAGAGGGUGCAAGAUCUUGAACAAGAGCGGGAGGAAAGAGAGAAAGCUUUGGCAGAAGAGAGAGAGAAGUCUGUGGCAAGAGAGAGGGCCCUUGAGCUUGAGAAAGAGAAGGCUGUGGAGUUAGAAAGGCAGAGAGCCAUGGAACGAGAGCAAGCUUUGCAGCAAGAGAGAGAGGAGAGGGAAAGAGCUAAAGUUUUUGAACGGGAGGAGAGGGAAAGGGCUCUUGAGCGGGAGCAAGUUCUUGAACAAAAAAGGGUGGAGACAGCGAGAGUGUUGGAGCAAGAAAGGGUGGAGAGGGAGAAAGCCUUGGAGCGAGAGAGACAGGAAAGAGAGAGAGCCUUGGAGCGAGAACAGUUGGAGAGGGAGAAAGCAUUGGAGAUGGAGCGUAUAGAGCGGGAAAAGGCUUUGGAGCAAGAGCGAGUUGAGAAGGAGAAAGCUUUAGAGCUAGUGAGGCAGAAAGCUUUGAAGCGGGAACAGGAGGAGAGGCAGAAAGCGCUGGAGCUAGAGAGGCAGAAAGCGCUGGAGCUAGAGAGGCAGAAAGCGCUGGAGCUAGAGAGGCAGAAAGCGCUGGAGCUAGAGAGGCAGAAAGCGCUGGAGCUAGAGAGGCAGAAAGCGCUGGAGCUAGAGAGGCAGAAAGCGCUGGCGCUGGAGCUAGAGAGGCAGAAAGCGCUGGAGCUAGAGAGGCAGAAAGCGCUGGAGCUAGAGAGGCAGAAAGCGCUGGAGCUAGAGAGGCAGAAAGCGCUGGAGCUAGAGAGGCAGAAAGCGCUGGAGCUAGAGAGGCAGAAAGCGCUGGAGCUAGAGAGGCAGAAAGCGCUGGAGCUAGAGAGGCAGAAAGCGCUGGAGCUAGAGAGGCAGAAAGCGCUGGAGCUAGAGAGGCAGAAAGCGCUGGAGCUAGAGAGGCAGAAAGCCCUGGAGCUAGAGAGGCAGAAAGCGCUGGAGCUAGAGAGGCAGAAAGCGCUGGAGCUAGAGAGGCAGAAAGCGCUGGAGCUAGAGAGGCAGAAAGCGCUGGAGCUAGAGAGGCAGAAAGCGCUGGAGCUAGAGAGGCAGAAAGCGCUGGAGCUAGAGAGGCAGAAAGCGCUGGAGCUAGAGAGGCAGAAAGCGCUGGAGCUAGAGAGGCAGAAAGCGCUGGAGCUAGAGAGGCAGAAAGCGCUGGAGCUAGAGAGGCAGAAAGCGCUGGAGCUAGAGAGGCAGAAAGCGCUGGAGCUAGAGAGGCAGAAAGCGCUGGAGCUAGAGAGGCAGAAAGCGCUGGAGCUAGAGAGGCAGAAAGCGCUGGAGCUAGAGAGGCAGAAAGCGCUGGAGCUAGAGAGGCAGAAAGCGCUGGAGCUAGAGAGGCAGAAAGCGCUGGAGCUAGAGAGGCAGAAAGCGCUGGAGCUAGAGAGGCAGGCAGCGCUGGAGCUAGAGAGGCAGGCAGCGCUGGAGCUAGAGAGGCAGGCAGCGCUGGAGCUAGAGAGGCAGGCAGCGCUGGAGCUAGAGAGGCAGGCAGCGCUGGAGCUAGAGAGGCAGGCAGCGCUGGAGCUAGAGAGGCAGGCAGCGCUGGAGCUAGAGAGGCAGGCAGCGCUGGAGCUAGAGAGGCAGGCAGCGCUGGAGCUAGAGAGGCAGGCAGCGCUGGAGCAAGAGCGAGUUGAGAAGGAGAAAGCUUUGGAGCUAGAGAGGCAGAAAGCUUUGGAGCUAGAGAGGCAGAAAGCUUUGGAGCUAGAGAGGCAGAAAGCUUUAGAGCGGGAACUGGAGGAGAGGGAGAAAGAUAGGGAGGAGAAGGCAAGGGCUUUGCACCAAGAAAUAAUUGAAAGGGAGAAAGCCCUUGAGAAAGAAAGAGCUAUGGAGAAAGAAAGAGUGGAGAGGGAAAAAGCUUUGGAACGUGAGAGAGAGGAGAAGGAGAGGGCUUUAGAACAGAAGGCCCUGCAGAGAGAAAAAGAAGAGAGGGAGAGUGUUUUCGAACAAGAUAAGGAAAGGGCUAUGGUGGCUGAGGGGGAGAGUCAUCUUGCUCCAUGGAAACGUGGUCGUGAGAUUGGUCUUACCCCCCUGCCCACUCCUCCCCUCUCCACAGGAGCAGGUAGAAUGGCGGCAACAGAGGAGGGUGGGGAGCCCCACGUGCCAUCUCUACCCCAAACAGCAUCGAGAGACAACCAGCCAGCUGAAUCUGGUACGCCCCUGUCACCAACUAUAGCAACGCCUCUGUCACCCCAGUCCUCCUUCAAGAAGUUCCGUUUCUUGAGAGACCCCCCAGUUCUGUCCCCAUCUUGCUCUGCAUCCCUGGUCAUCAAGAGGCCCCGUACAUUCUCUGACAGCCCCCAUCCUCAGGCCUCAGCUCUCCAGUCCCCAAGAAAAUCUGGGGAACAAGAGCAGGAAAGUACUCUGCAGGGGCCCAAGCUUUCUGCUGGACAGGCAGCAUCACAGAUGCCUGCAAGACAGGGGUUCCUUGUUUCUGGACCAACUGCAGCAGACACGUCAGACACGACCAGGCCAGAGACCCCAGUGAUUGCCACACCAGGAAAGAGUCCUGAAGAAGAAAAGGUUAAGGCGCUUGUGUCAGAGGAGCAUGUCCUAGCAGAUAAGGAGACAAACAAACAGGAAGUGGGAGAGAUAGCCAGAGGCACUAAAGGGGUGGAUGCAGGAAACGUCCCCUCGGGUCCAGCAGGAUCUGUGGUACCUCCCUCAUCCCCACCGGAAGAGGGCAAUGUAGACCGGGGAAGGGAGAGAAGUCAAAAGAAACAAGAGAAGCGGGGAAGACGAGCGUCCUCAUCUAGUGACUCCUCAGAUUCUGACUCUGGGUCAUCCUCCUCACGUUCGUCUGGUUCAUCUUCGUCCUCCCAGGGCAAAACCCGCACCACUCCCAGUGGUAGAAAGCCUGAGAAACCUCAGACAAGAACCAUAUCCCAGGAUAAGGAGACAGUUAGUCAAUUUGAGGAGUCAAAGGAGUUAUCAAAAGCCCCCCAGCGCAAAAAUCGAGUAUCUGGGGAGAAGGACAUGACCAUCGAUGGAGCCAGACACGGCAAGAAACCGUUCGUUGGAAUACCUGCUGGACAAGUCAAUGAGCAGAAGAAGGACAGCGAGGGAGAGGAGGAAAUGACAGACACUACAAGGGAGGUGAAGGAGGCUGCCAUGGCUGAGCCUGAGCGGGCUCCUGAGAGCAGUGAGGAGAGUCUGACGCCAAAGGCAUUCACAGCCCGUAGGAUCUCCCUUAGCAGCAGCAAGGCCUCUCCAGGUGUCGUCAGUGCAGAGGGCGAGGCAGAGUCUGGGGCUGGGCCCGGGAGGAAGAGGAGGUGGGGUUCCAGCACUGCAGUCACAGCCAGGAAACUAUCCAUCAGCAUCACCACAGACUCUCUGAAGUCUCUGAUCCCAGACAUCAGGCUGAGUCCAGGACAGGAGGCGGUGGUGGAUCUGCACCCAGAGGAAACUCACCUCUCUGGGGGAGAGGAGGACAGGGAGCAGGGCGAGCAAGACUUCAAGAUCAGACGCACUGUCACACAGGUGGUCCUGUCCGAGACCCAGGAGAAUGGACCGAUGGAGUCCAAGAGGAGUGAAAACAUGGAAGACAGAGAGGAUGGAGUGGAGGUUAAAAGCGACAGAGAGGAGAAGAUGGACGACUCAUUCCAGAGAGACUCCAUAGAGACACGAUCCCCCUCUCCCCCCAUCCAUGACAUGGAGAUGAACACAGUGACCCCAAGUGACACCCUGAUCCGUCGCUCCAUCAGCCAGCAGAAGUCUGGCGUGUCCAUCACCAUAGACGACCCUGUCCGCACAGCCAAGCAGCCCUCUCCUCCACGAGGCAAAGUGUCCAACAUCGUCCACCUGUCCAACCUGGUUCGGCCGUUCACCCUGGGUCAGCUGAAGGAGCUGCUCAGCAGGACUGGCACCGUGCAGGAGGACGGCUUCUGGAUCGACAAGAUCAAAUCUCACUGCUACGUCACCUACUCCAGUGCAGAGGAGGCAGUGGCCACUCGUGCAGCACUACAUGGGGUGAAAUGGCCUCAGAGCAACCCCAAGUUCCUCAGUGUGGACUUCAGUCAGCAAGAGGAGCUUGACUUCCACAGAGGCUUGCCACCCCCUGGGGGGGCUGGAGAGGAGGAGCGGGGGGCUUCGUCGGUGCCUGGCCGAGGUCGGGGGGCGGCCCUGCCCCCUCUCCUGCCAGAGCGUGACCAGUGGGCGGAGCGAGAGCGUGAAAUGGAGCGCAGGGAGAGGACCCGGGCGGAGAGGGAGUGGGACAGGGACAAGGUCCGGGACUUUGGUCCCGGAAAACCUGGAGAGGAGGCGGGCCCCAGACGAUCGCGCUCCAGAGAGAGGAAGCGCAAGGAGAGGAAGACGGACAAGAAAGAGAAAGCUGCAGAGGAAGCCCCCGCCAAACUGCUGGAUGACCUGUUCAAUAAAACCAAAGCAGCCCCUUGUAUAUACUGGCUCCCCCUCACAGAAGAGCAGUUUACACAGAGGGAAGUAGCUCGACAAGAGAGGAGGAAGGAGCGAGAGAAGAGGAGGAAGGAGCAGCAAGAGGAGGAGGAGAAGAAAAGGGAGGAAGAGCGCAAAGAUAAAAUAAAAGCAGGGAGUAGCGUAUCGGGCGAAAGAGGCGAGGGAGACAGAGAGCGAGACAGGGAGAGGGGCAAAGACAGGGACCGAGACAGAGAGGGUGACAAACGCAGAGAAAGUAGCCACCGCAGACCAGGGGGCAACAGUGCAGGGGUGGGCAGACGCUCUCGCAGCCGCAGUGAUCCUCCACCUCGUGACAGACGACGCUAGAGGGAAUUGUUGUGGCUGGAACUGUCUUAAAAUAACCCCCCAUUCCCAAUCACUACAUGUACUUUGUUAGAACUAAGACCCUACAGAGGACCAACACACACACACUGACACACAUACAGACAUAUAUAUAUAUACACACACACACACAUAUAUAUAUAUAUACACACACACACACACACACACACACACACACACACACACACACACACACACACACACACACACACACACACACACACACACACAGGGACCAUGGUUUGAGCAGUGUUUCCCCCAGACUGCAGUCUGUCUUGCUUCAGUCUGAAAGUUUAGAUUUUAUAUGUGUUCAUUUUGCCUAAAUAUAUUCUUAUUAGUUUUUAAAAUAUUCUUGGCAGAUUGGCAACCAACCCUUUUCCCCUUAUUUCCCUCCCAUGCAUAUCUGAAGAGUACGUGCUCUAUGUAGAGUUCUAUGCAUACACCCACAGCGGUUUGUCUCCUUACCCUGUGUUGUGUAUUCCACAACUGGUUUCUGUGGGGUGCUUUGUCAUGGCUGCGUCCUGUCCCAGUCAGUCUGCCGUCCUCCACUUUGAUGGAGGACUGACGGUGUUGCGCAAAGUUCUGUCUUUGUAUAGUUUGAAAGAUGAGACUAUAUUCUCUGCAAGAGGUUAUAAUCUUCUAUACGCUUCUUUCUGUCCAUCCUUUGCCCCCCCCCCCCCCCC
This is a messenger RNA of Salvelinus fontinalis (brook trout), 6992 nucleotides long. Its product is annotated as apoptotic chromatin condensation inducer in the nucleus-like. The transcript has 17 exons. Lineage: Eukaryota; Metazoa; Chordata; Actinopteri; Salmoniformes; Salmonidae. The record is from RefSeq and is a predicted model, not a curated record. Bases 64 to 6294 code for a protein of 2076 amino acids. Gene Ontology annotation, molecular function: RNA binding.